AGAGGCACGACCAGACUGUGAAUGGUUGGAAGGAUGUCAGAGGGAAAUGAUGUGUCAGGUAGCGACUUUGCGGAAAUGGAAGAGGGUGAUAAUGGCGUGGAAAAUGAGGAAAUAUGGCAUACUCAAAAAGCUAAGCACAAAAGGAAAAAAUCAAAACAACGUACAGAAUCAUCUGUUUCUGAGGCUGAAGGAGAAACAGUUAAGAUGACAGAAUUUAAAAUAGUUCUGAAGUUUGUUAAAGAGGAUGUGUCCUUUGGUAAGUGGAAUCCAAUUAAGCUUACUAAAGAAAUCAAUUCACUGGUUGGAAAGGUGAAAUUUGUUAAGAUAUUAAGAGAUGGAUCUUUAUUGAUCAUUUGUAAUGAUGUUAGACAAAAUGAAAGGGCUCUGAAUGUAAAAAGAGUUCUUGGUGAGAAUGUGAGAGGGAGAAUUUUGGAUGACAAGAAGUACGUACGUGGAGUCAUUUCGGGUAUUCCACCUGAUGUGCCAGCUGAUGAGAUUAAGUCUAAUAUUUCAGGAGGGAAAGUGGUGGAAGCCAAACGAUUGAAAAGAAAUAAAAAUGGAGAGAGAAGUGAUAGUUUUUCUAUCAUGUUAAAAUUUGAAGAGGAAAGACUCCCAGAUAAAGUGUUUGUGGGAUAUAUGAGCUAUGAUGUCCGACCAUUUAUUCCUCCGCCGUUGCGGUGCUUUAAAUGUCAGAAAUUUGGACAUGUCGCGGCGGUGUGUAAGGGGAAACAGAAAUGUGGGAGAUGUGCUGGGGAUCAUGAGAAUGGGAAAUGUGAGGAAGGAGCCCCGCUGAAAUGUUGUAAUUGUGGAGGUGGACACAGUUCAGGAUUUAGGGGAUGUGUAGCUAGUAAAAGAGCUGAGGAAGUUCAGAAAAUUAAAGUCACUACUGGCAUUACUUAUGCAGAAG
Messenger RNA from Austrofundulus limnaeus, 907 nucleotides. RefSeq lists its product as uncharacterized. The record is from RefSeq and is a predicted model, not a curated record. NCBI's taxonomy places the organism in Eukaryota, Metazoa, Chordata, Actinopteri, Cyprinodontiformes, Rivulidae.